Molecule: messenger RNA, 921 nt
Organism: Tupaia belangeri chinensis (Chinese tree shrew)
Lineage: Eukaryota; Metazoa; Chordata; Mammalia; Scandentia; Tupaiidae
Product: olfactory receptor 11H12
Exons: 2
Coding region: 100-921 (273 amino acids)
Biological process (GO): G protein-coupled receptor signaling pathway
Cellular component (GO): membrane
Molecular function (GO): G protein-coupled receptor activity; olfactory receptor activity
Source: RefSeq, a predicted model, not a curated record
UCCCACACUGUCUCUGAAUUUAUACUCCUAGGUUUUGUUUGUGAGUGGAAAAUUCAGAUCCUCCUUUUCUCACUCUUUACCACAACAUAUGCUCUGACUAUGACAGGGAACGGGGCCAUUGUUUGUGCAUUAUGGUGUGACCAGCGACUCCACACUCCCAUGUACAUGUUCCUGGGGAAUUUCUCUUUUCUAGAGAUCUGGUAUGUCUCUUCUACAGUCCCCAAGAUGUUAGUCAACUUCCUCUCAGAGAAAAAAACAAUCUCCUUUGUUGGCUGUUUCCUCCAAUUCUAUUUCUUUUUCUCAUUGGGUACAUCUGAGUGCUUACUUUUGACUGUCAUGGCCUUUGACCGAUACCUUGCUAUCUGCCGGCCCUUGCACUAUCCUAAUAUCAUGACUGGGCAUAUCUGUAUCAAAUUGGUCAUUAUCUGCUGGGUUUGUGGAUUUCUGUGGUUCCUGAUCCCCAUUGUUCUCAUCUCUCAGAUGCCCUUCUGUGGUCCAAACAUUAUUGACCAUGUUGUAUGUGACCCAGGGCCACUCUUUGCACUGGCAUGUACUUCUGCUCCAAAAGUCCAACUGUUUUGCUAUACUCUAAGCUCAUUAGUUAUCUUUGGUAACUUUCUCUUUAUUCUUGGAUCCUAUACUCGAGUCCUUUUAGCUGUGCUGUGCAUGCCUUCAGUCACUGGAAGACAUAAGGCACUUUCCACCUGUGGAUCUCAUUUGGCUGUGGUAUCACUGUUCUAUGGUUCUCUGAUGGUCAUGUAUGUGAGCCCUGGACUCGGACAUUCUGCUGGAAUGCAAAAAGUUGCAACUUUGUUCUAUGCCAUGGUGACCCCACUCUUCAAUCCCCUAAUCUACAGCCUCCGUAAUAAGGAAAUAAAGGCAGCCCUGCAGAAAUUUAUGGAGCGUCUCAACAUAAUCUAA